CUCAAAGCCAAAACCAUGUAAAAGGAGGCCACUCCCCUUACCUUUCACCGAAAAGUGCAACCACACCUGCAUUUUCCCUUGACUUUAGAUUAAGCACAUUAUAAACACUCAUUAAGGUGUGUUUUAAAGUCAUCACUACCCCUUUAGUCCAGCAUGGCUUCUUGUGACUUUCAUCUCAGUACUGCAGCUUUCUUUCCACAGCAUGGCCUCCUGUGGCUUCUAACUGAAAUGAGAGAGGUUGUUAAAACAGUUAUUUUCUUGAAAGAGUGACAUUUUAUUUUCUAGAGCUCUUAGUGGGAAUUUUAGGGAAGAAACUGCCAGUUUUUUUUGAAGAGAUGGGUGUUGUUACCGUUGGUGAUUUGAAGCCAAGCAUAUCAGGGAAGAGAUCAUUUCGUCCAAGUUCCAGCAUAAGGCAUGCCACUGAAUGGCCAAUAUCUGAUGUUUCUAGCGAUCUUACUGUUGAAGUUGGAGCCUCAAGCCUUGCCCUUCAUAAGUUCCCUCUAGUUUCUAAGAGUGGAAGAAUUCGGAAACUGCUGUUGGAAGCAAAAGAUUCAAAAGUUUCACGCAUAAAUCUUCCUGCUGUUCCCGGUGGACCAGAGGCAUUUGAACUAGCUGCAAAGUUCUGUUAUGGAGUAAAUGUUGAGAUUACACUCUCAAAUGUAGCUAUGCUACGAUGCACAGCUCAUUUUCUGGAAAUGACAGAGGAAUUUGCAGAGAAAAAUCUGGAAAGUAGAACUGAAACAUAUCUAAAGGAGAUGGUGCUCCCCAAUAUAUCAACCUCAAUAUCUGUUCUUCACCGUUGUGAAAGCCUAUUGCCAAUAUCAGAGGAGAUCAACCUGGUCAGCAGGCUUAUCAAUGCAGUUGCAAGUAAUGCAUGCAAAGAGCAGCUCACCUCAGGUUUGUUAAAACUUGAUCACCAUAACUUCCCGACAAAAUCUAUCCCAAACAUGGAACCAGAAACACCAGCAGACUGGUGGGGAAAAUCACUCACAGUGCUUAAUCUUGAUUUCUUCCAAAGGGUUCUGUCAGCAGUAAAAUCCAAGGGUCUAAAACAGGAUUUGAUUAGCAAAAUUUUGGUAAACUAUGCCCAUAAUUCUCUUCAAGGACUCGUUGCCAAGGACCCCCACCUGGUCAAAGGAAAUCUCUUGGAUUUGGAAUUGCAGAAGAAGCAAAGAGUCAUUGUUGAAGCAAUGGUUAGCUUACUACCAACACAAUCAAGGAAGAGUCCUGUUCCAAUGGCAUUUCUUUCAAGUUUGUUGAAAACAGCGAUAGCUGCAUCAGCAUCUACUUCGUGCAGAUCGGAUUUGGAGAGGCGAAUUGGUCUGCAACUAGACCAGGCAAUUCUAGAAGACAUUUUAAUACCCACAAAUUCACAUGGAAACAAUCACAGCACACUUUAUGAUACAGAUUCAAUCUUGAGGAUAUUCUCCAUGUUUCUGAACCUUGACGAGGAUGAUGAUGAUGAUAGUCACUUGAGAGAUGAAAGCGACAUGGCAUACGACUUUGACAGCCCUGGAUCUCCUAAACAAAGUUCAAUUCUCAAGGUAUCAAAGUUAUUGGACAAUUAUCUUGCAGAAGUUGCACUAGACUCAAACUUGCUGCCAUCAAAGUUCAUAUCACUAGCAGAACUGCUUCCAGACCAUGCUCGUGUAGUAAGUGAUGGAUUGUACAGAGCUGUGGAUAUCUUCCUCAAAUUCUUAUUACAGGUUCAUCCAAAUAUUAAGGACUCCGAGCGCUACCGACUUUGUAAAACAAUUGACUGUCAGAAACUAUCCCAAGAAGCCUGCAGCCAUGCAGCACAGAAUGAAAGGCUACCUGUGCAGAUGGCUGUGCAAGUGUUAUACUUUGAACAAAUCCGGCUUCGGAAUGCCAUGAAUGGGAAUCACAACCAGUUCUUCUUCGGCGCAAUCAAUGGCCAGUUCCCUCAACGAUCAGGCAGUGGUGCUGGAAGUGGAGCCAUCUCACCAAGAGAUAACUAUGCAUCAGUGAGAAGGGAGAACAGAGAACUGAAGCUUGAAGUUGCAAGAAUGAGAAUGAGGCUAACAGACUUAGAGAAGGACCAUGUCUCCAUGAAACAGGAGCUUGUAAAGACACAUCCUGCCAAUAGGCUAUUUAAAUCAUUCACCAAAAAAUUAAGCAAGCUGAAUUCCCUGUUUCGGAUUAAUGGCAUAAAGCCUAUAGGAGGUAAGGCUCACUCAGAGAGUCGAUUUCCAUUUCAGAAGAGAAGGCGUCACUCAGUUUCAUAAACUUUGUGUAAAUGUGUAGAAUAUAAUAUAUAUGCAUGAGUGUAUAGUGUAAUAUAUAUAUAUAUUUAGUGUGAUUUUGUGUAUUGAUCCUGGGUUUACUGUGUUCAGUGAGAUCAAUGCCUUGACUUCUCCAUGGGCUAUGAAGGGCAGGAACUCAAAUCAAAAUUUGUAUGCAAGAGGUAUGUCCAGAGGUGUGAGGAUUUUUAGAAUAUUGAAAUAGAAUUCAAAAAAAAAGUUCUUUUGUAAUAUGAAAUUUUUCAUGGUUUUAGUUUCAUUAUAUAUAGCAACUCUUGAUGUCAUCUAUACUUGCAGAAAUUGCUGAGCUUUUGUUAUGGAAUGUUGACAUCAUAUUUGAAAAUAGCACAAUAUUCAGCUAGAUGAAAGUUUCCUCUAAUGUUCAAACAUUAAAAUGAUU
Molecule: messenger RNA, 2661 nt
Organism: Corylus avellana
Lineage: Eukaryota; Viridiplantae; Streptophyta; Magnoliopsida; Fagales; Betulaceae
Product: BTB/POZ domain-containing protein At1g03010
Molecular function (GO): protein binding
Source: RefSeq, a predicted model, not a curated record